Chara braunii is the source of this 945-nucleotide messenger RNA. The record is from the annotation of a GenBank genome assembly. NCBI's taxonomy places the organism in Eukaryota, Viridiplantae, Streptophyta, Charophyceae, Charales, Characeae.
CCGCUCAUUGCCAGGGUCCAUUUGUUGGGCCCGGACCAGCCAGUCAUACUGCACAUGUUGGAUAUUCCCCCAUGCGCGGACUCUCUCAAGGGUGUGGAAGCUGCGACCGGUGUGAAGGUUGUGGUGAUGGUGGGCGGGUUCCCUUGCAAGGCUGGCAUGGAGCGCAGAGAGGUUAUGGGCAAGAAUGUCACCAUCUACAAGGAGCAAGCGGCCGCGUUGGACAAGUACGCCGAUAAGGACGUCAAGGUGCUGGUGGUUGCGAAUCUGGCAAACAUGAAUGCGCUCAUUCUGAAGGAAUACGCGCCGUCGAUUCCCGCUAAGAACAUGACCUGUUUGACGCGUUUGGAUCACAACAUGGCUCUUGCGCAGGUUGGGCAGCGCGCGGGCGUGCCUGUCAUCAAUGUCAAGAACGUGAUCAUCUGGGGCAACCACUCCUCCACGCACUAUCCCGACGUCAACCACGGAGUUGUCAAGACUCCCGAGGGCGUCGAGAAACCAAUCAGGGAGGUCAUCAACGAUGACGAAUGGUUUAACGGGGUAUUCAUCAAGACCGUCCAGCAGCGCGGAGCGGAGAUCAUUAAGGCCAGGAAAUUCUCCAGCGCUCUAUCAGCUGCCAGCGCCGCAUGCAACCACGUGUACAAUUGGCUCAAUGGAACACAGGAGGGUACUUGGGUCUCCAUGGGAGUAUUCUCUGACGGAUCGUACGGCGUGCCUGCCGGUCUCAUCUAUUCCUUCCCUGUUACAUGCAAGAGUGGAGAAUGGAAAAUUGUCCAAGGUCUUCCUAUUGACGAUUUUUUGAGGCCGAAGAUGGAUGCAACCGCCGCCGAGCUUGUGGAUGAGAAGAACCUGGCGGAUUCUAUUAUCAAGGGCACUUAGACAGGUGUUGGCAGCAGGGGGAAAAAGUAAAAAAGAUGUCGGCUGCAGUAGUAAUUUUCGCGGAUGCGU